CUCUCCGUCUGUUUAUAUUCGGAGGACCGCCUCUAAUUGAAAACCGCGAGACGGCUAGGUUCAUAAUAAACGACCCACAAAAAAACAAAAACUGACAUCGAUGCCAGCUGGCCCCGCCGCUGCCGGUCACCAUGCCCGCCCUACUGGAGAGACCCAAGCUGUCCAACGCGAUGGCCAGAGCCCUCCACAAGCACAUCAUGAGAGAGAGGGAGCGCAAGAGACAAGAGGAGGAAGAGGUGGACAAAAUGAUGGAGCAAAAGAUGAAAGAGGAGGAAGAGAGGAAGCGAACAAAAGAAAUAGAGGAGAGGAUGUCUUUGGAGGAAACCAAAGAACAGGUAAUGAAAAUGGGGGAAAAACUUCAAGGCCUCCAAGAAGAGAAACACCAGCUUUUCUUACAACUCAAGAAGGUACUUCAUGAAGAGGAGAAGAGGCGCAGAAAGGAGCAGAGGUAUGAUAUCACAACUUUGACAUCGGCCAGCUACCAGCCCAGCCUGCCCAUGCACGGAGGGCAGCAUCUCCUCAGCAUUCAAGGAAGCCCAGUCAGCCACAGUCGACCUGGAGAACGCAGUAAACAGCUGUUCCCGACUGCUGUGAUUCCAGCUCGUCACUAUCAAACUCCCGGGUUCAGCUCGGGCUCAGCAGAGCACGGGCAGUUCAGCGGUAGCCAGGGGGUCCACGAGUCCUAUGGGGUUGCUCAGGUCCAGCAUCCCUCCACCUACGUCCCUGGACCAUCAGUACCUGUCAGUUUCGCAAGCAGUUCUCAGAUCAGAGGUGCUUCUGCAUUUCAGGCCAUGCAGUACCUCCCCCAUCAGCAGCCUGGCUACCCUGUUCACAGUCACUUCACCUCCCAGCCUGGGUACAUUCCCGGAGCAGGGAUACCCCUCCAGAAGCAGCUGGAACAUGCCAACCAACAGUCCGGCUUCACCGACGCAGGUGUUUUGAGGCCGAUGCAUCCACCGUCCAUGCAUCCUGCAGCUCCGGGACUGCUGCCCACACCGGCGCUGGCAGUCCAGAUUUCCACUGCAAAGGCCCCGUUUCAGACCUCUCCCCAGGCUGCUCCUCGGCAUGGCUUCCUCCCCCACAGCCAGAGCGGGCAGAGGUUCUACCACCACGGCAAGUAGCUCGCCUUCAUCGUCACCGAGCUUCACUCUCGAUUCCGGAGGACCUUUUGGACGAGUAAUCCACUUUUCCAAAUUAUGUCAUUUGGCUGGAUUAUGCCUUUUAUGAGUUGUUUUAUUUCAUGUACAGUAUCUUCUGUUGCUUUUUUCUGCUUUUUUAAUGAGUGAUUUUCAGUCCUCAUGCUUAAGUGUUUUUGUCCACAUCCAACUUUGAUUUUUUUACAUAACCUCAAAUUAAGCUGAUUUAUCAAAUAGAUUAUUUUCGCAGAAGCAAAAAGGAGAAAAUAACAGGUGCUCUCACAUGUGAAUGCAAGGUGCUCUUGAAGUAUUACACAAAUAAGGUAGAAAAGGGGACGCCUCUUUCAAGCUGUGCCCUGAGGAAGACCCCAGUUGUACUUUUGAACUUUGAUAUGUCUUAAACUAAAAAGGGCAUAAAGGGCUGCAGGUGUUCCUGAAGUAAAGCGAGAGGUUUCUUUUUGUCUGCAGAUUAUUUGACCUACACUGUAAAGAUGUUCUGGAGGAGGGUGUUUGCUAAAAUGUCAAUAACUUGUAUAGAAGAGAGACUGCAUGAGCCAGAAAUGAUUCUUUGUGUACUAACAUUCAUAAUUACAACAUCAGUGGAGGGUUACAUGACUGCUCACUGAAAGGUAGGAGCAAAAACAAUAGAGGAAACUAUUCUUGGUAUUAGAAUUUACAGUUUGUAGAUUAAGUCUACGUGAUGAACACUGUUACUGCAGCGCGUUGACUUAACCGCAGGAGUCCAUUUCACUGUGUUGACUUCUCGCCGAUCACAAUGGACCCCACACGGCUGGUUACCACAAAUGAAAUCAAGUUGACAUGUUUUUUGCUGUUUUUAAAGCUUUUAUGUUGCUAAAUAAAAUAAGCCAAUGCCAAGCGCAA
Molecule: messenger RNA, 2018 nt
Organism: Pseudoliparis swirei
Lineage: Eukaryota; Metazoa; Chordata; Actinopteri; Perciformes; Liparidae
Gene: gps2
Product: G protein pathway suppressor 2
Exons: 11
Coding region: 132-1121 (329 amino acids)
Biological process (GO): regulation of transcription by RNA polymerase II
Cellular component (GO): transcription regulator complex
Molecular function (GO): transcription coregulator activity
Source: RefSeq, a predicted model, not a curated record